This is a messenger RNA of Paramecium pentaurelia, 943 nucleotides long. Lineage: Eukaryota; Ciliophora; Oligohymenophorea; Peniculida; Parameciidae. The record is from the annotation of a GenBank genome assembly.
AUGGGUUUAUGUUAAGGAAAAAAAAAUUAUAAGGCUGAAAAAAUUAUUGUGAAUUAGAAUACCACUAAUGAAAAUUUAUGUGUGCUAGUUGAAAACUUAAUUAACAAAAAUGAAAUUGGAAUAUCUUAAUUACCCAAUUAUUAAUUAAAGUCAUAGAUAACUUCAUGCAUAAAUUAUAGCUAUAUUGAGAGUGAAAUUAAAUUACCAACCGGAGAAGGAUAUUUAGAAUGGACUUGUAACUUUAAAUUAUCAUUUUUAGAUGAAGAUGGUACUAGAUAUGAAGGACAAUGGAAAAAUAAAGCUCCAAAUGGAAAAGGAAAACUCUGGUUGGCUAGUGGAGAUAUUUUUGAAGGUUAAUUUAUUGAUGGAUAACUCAGUUAAGGGUCUCAUUUCUAAACUAAUGGGAGUACUUAUACUGGAGAAUUCAUAAAUGGACUAUAUCAUGGUUAUGGUUAAUUAAUUGAGUAAGGACUAAAUUGAAAUAGGUUUAAUGGUGAUUCUUAUUCUGGAUAAUUUGAGAAUGGAAUGAAAUAAGGAAAAGGAGUAUUGAAGAGAAAUGAUGGGACAUUAUAUGAUGGAGAAUGGAAAUAAGAUGUUAAAAGUGGAUUUGGAUUAUGUAUAUGGGAUGAUGAAAAUGUAAUUAUGUUUUUAUAGAUUAGAGAUAUGAUGGAUAAUGGGAAGAGAAUCUUAUGCAUGGCCAAGGUGUAUUUUAUUGGAAGGGAAGAAAAUAUGUGGGAGAAUAUUAUUAGGGAUAAAAACAUGGAAAAGGAAAGUAUUAUUGGAAUACUAAUACUUAUUAUGAUGGGGAAUGGAUCUAUGGAGUUCAGAAUGGAUAAGGAAUUUUGGUGAUUAAUCAAUAAAUUCAAAAAGUAAAUAGAAAAUAAUUAUAAGUAUUUUAUAGUCUGGCGUUUGGAAAGAUGGAGUGUUUUAAAAUAAAUAAUGA